This is a messenger RNA of Phragmites australis (common reed), 2112 nucleotides long. Its product is annotated as KH domain-containing protein HEN4-like. The transcript has 7 exons. Lineage: Eukaryota; Viridiplantae; Streptophyta; Magnoliopsida; Poales; Poaceae. The coding region runs from base 23 to 1918 and encodes 631 amino acids. The record is from RefSeq and is a predicted model, not a curated record. Gene Ontology annotation, molecular function: mRNA binding. Gene Ontology annotation, biological process: regulation of gene expression. Gene Ontology annotation, cellular component: nucleus; cytoplasm.
CUACGCCACAACCACCGUCCAGAUGGCCGCGGCAAAACCCCACUUCUCGCAGCACGCCGCCUUCGCCGCCGACGACGAUGCCGUCGCGGGCCCCGGCUUCGCCGUCUUCCGCCUCCUCCUCCCUCCGUCCUUCUCCGACGCCGACACCAUGCGCCUCUACGCCGCCGUCAACCCGCUCCGCCGCUUCACCCCGGCGCUGCAGGUCCGCGUCGAGCCCCUCGACUCCUCCCCAUCGUCUUCCUCCGAAUGCGUCGCCGUCGUCCUUGGACCCACCGCCCCCGUCCGCCGCGUCGAGGCCUCCUCCUCCUCCGGGGAGCCCCUUGCGCUCUCGCCCGCGCAGGAGGCCCUCGUCGCCGUGAUCAGCGCCGAGGGGGCGCUCCACCGUGCCGAGGACGGGGGCCGCGGCGGGCCUGGGUGCGUCACGUGCCUGCUCCUGGUCGAGGCCGCACGGCUCGAGGCGGCCGCCGGGAGGGGCACCCUGGGGAGGAUCGCCUUGGAGGCCGGCGCCGGCGUGCGCGUCGCGCAGUGGGAGAAGGACGGGCUGCCGCGGGGGCAGCCGCCCGAGGAGGUCGUCGAGAUAACUGGAGAUAGGGCCGCUGUAAGGAAAGCUCUUGUUGCUUUGUCUAGCUGUCUUCAAGGUAAUCUAUCAGUUGGUACCUCAACAAUGUCUGUUAAGAAACAAGGCUCAAUGCUAUCAUUGGCUUCUUCUAAAGUGCCAGAGCCAAAUAUGGGAAUUUUGUGCUCAGAAGCAUCCACCGAGCAUGCACAAAGCAAUGCCCCUCAGAUUGAUUAUCCACAAGGUGUUACAGGAGAUGUUCGAACUAAAAGUCUUCAGCAAAUUUCAUUUAGACUUCUCUUGCCUAUCAAUCUUGCUGGAGGUUUGAUUGGCAAGAAGGGCUCGAUUAUCAAAGGAAUUGAAGAUGAAACUGGUGCUUGUAUUGAUGUCAGUGCUCCUUUAAGUGGUUGCACGGAGCGUUUGAUAACAAUUUCAGCCCUAGAGAGCCCAGAUUCGGAAUACCACACAGUGCAAAGUGCACUACUUCGUAUAUUUGACAGAAUGGUGGAGGUGGAAAGCAACACACGCUUAAUGUUUGACAAAUCAUCUCAGUCCUCGGCGAGGGUCCUUUUUCUCAAAAGCCAAUAUGGUUGUUUAGUUGGAUUAGGUGGUUCUAUAAUCAAGGAAAUGGUGAAUGCAACAGGAGCAAGGAUUCAGAUAUUGGAAGAUACAGAUGUUCCAGCUUGUGCCUCCAACUUUGAACUAGUUCUACAGAUCACUGGGGAGUUAGUGAAAGUCAGGGAUGCUUUAUGUCUUGUUUGCUGGAAAUUGCGUAAUCAUGUUUUCUCCUCCAAGAGUGCCAACUACAACAAUGGUUAUGUUCCCUCUUCAGAUAUUGUUGAAUCAAAUGCAACCAGCCAUGUCAAUGUUUCUUCAGUAGGCCAAUAUUCAACUGACAAUUUCCAUACAGUUGAUCAUGGACCCUCUCUCAGUUACGGAGUAGACUCUGUGGACAAGUCUUUGAGUGCCUUCGAGCUCAGUUCUUCAGAAGUUCAGAAAGCUGAUAAUGGCAUUAGUGUUGGAAUCAACAAUUCAGAUAAUGGGGAGUGGAGUGGCAAUGGAACCAAGAAUUCAAAUAAUGGAGUUACAUUUCCGGAGGACAACAGUCUUGUGAGGGGAGUCGAGACUGCUAGGAUAACUAGGAUCACAUACGAGACUGCUGUUUCUGGGAGCAUUUUAUAUCUUGUCUAUGGAGAUAAUGGAAACAACCUGGACCAGCUUAGAGAGAUAUCUGGUGCAGACAUUACCGUGUAUGAUCCACCGUCAGAGGGCAAUGAAGCCAUGGUCGUGGUAUCUGGACCGCCUGAUCACGCACAAUCAGCUCAGCGCCUGCUCGUUGACUUGAUCCUACAGGGACAAUGAUGAGUGACCGCUGGACUGUUAUGCGUGUCUGCUGAGUAUGCUAACCAACGUUAACGUGAAACAAUAGCUUUGGACAUAAACUUGGCAUUUUUAAGUAUGGUGAGUGGGAUAUACAGAAUGAUUAAGGCACCGGUUACGAUAACGCAAUGUUGUGCUUGGAAGGAUUAUUUGACCAUUGCCAGUUUGCCGCUGCA